Molecule: messenger RNA, 3219 nt
Organism: Adineta steineri
Lineage: Eukaryota; Metazoa; Rotifera; Eurotatoria; Adinetida; Adinetidae
Source: the annotation of a GenBank genome assembly
AUGCAAACGCAUAAUAUUGCUCGUUUAGCUUCAGCACAACAUUUAAAUAUAAUGAGACGAACAUUAUCAAGAACAACAUUACCUGUUCUUCGAAAAUUAGUACAAUCUGAAUCUUCACAUACAACAGUUUAUCUUCGUCCAUCUUAUACAUUUCGUUGUGCAUCAACAGCAUCUUCAUCAUCAUCAUCAAAUGAUGAACAAAACCAAAAGGCGAAUAUGAUAAAUUUAUUGUAUCUUGGUGGUGCUAUAACAGGUGUUGUUGCUCUUUAUUCGAUCUUUCAAAGUCGAAAAAGUUCAAAAGAUAAAAAACAAGCAAUUAAUGCAUAUGACGAAAAACAUCUAAAAUCUCAAGAUUCUGAUGAUAAACUUGAUGAUUCAAAUAGAACAUUAAUUGAAAAAGUCGGUAAUUUACAAGAACGAAAAGCACUUGCUACAGAAGAAGAUCCAGAUUCCGUAAAAGCAAUGAAUAAGGAAGAAUUGACACCAAAUAUUCCUAAUUUUGCCCAAUAUUUAAUCAUUGGUGGUGGUGCAGCAGCUAUGAGUGCAUUUAAAUCUAUACGUGCACAUGAUGCAACAGCUAAAGUUCUUGUUAUUAGUUCAGAAAAAUAUUAUCCAUAUAUGCGUCCACCAUUAUCCAAAGAUAUUUGGUAUACUGAUGAUGAUGAAACUAUAGAAAAACAUUCAUUUAAACAAUGGAAUGGAAAAGAAAAAAGUUUAUAUUUUUUUGAUGAAGAAUUUUAUACUGAUGUUAAAACACUUAAUGAUCAAGAAACUGGUGGAAUUGGAGUUGUUCUUGGAAGAAAAGUUGUUGAUCUUGAUUUAAGAAAUUCUGUUGCGAAAUUAGAUAAUGGAUGGGAAAUAUCAUUUGAAAAAUGUUUAAUUGCAACAGGUGGUCAACCAAAAAGUUUGAAAGUCUUUAAAACAUCAUCAAAUCGUGUGAAAAGCAAAUUAACAAUGUAUAGAGGAAAAUAUAGAAUUAUGUUAAAUAAUUCAACUGAACAUUUUACAUUGGAUAAGUUAUUUUUAACUAAUAAUGAAAAUAUUUCAACAAAUAUGGAUGUUAAUAAUAAUAGUAUCAAUAGUUUCGCAUAUUAUUUAACAAACAGCAAUGAUCAUCAUUCUAAUAGUAAUCAUUCAUCAUCUUCUAAAAGUUCAGAAUUUCAUUUUAUAUUAAAUGCGCUACCAUCAUCAUCAACAAAAAUCAAUGAAGAAAUAACAACUUAUUUAAAUCAAGGUCAACCAUAUGAAAUCGAAUUUCAUACGAAUAAAAAUUUUAUUGAACAUAUUUCAAGUACUUAUCGUUCAAUAUUACGUUUAUGUUUUUGGGAUAAAAUAUUACAAAAUCAAGAAUAUGAUUUAAUGCAAAAAUGGUUAAAGGAAUAUCAUUUAUCAUCAUUAUUUGAUAUAGAUAUGAAUUUAACUUAUGGAAUAUUAUCAAUCAUACGUUCAAAACAAAUACCAAAUGCUAUUGAAAUUAUUUGGGAUGGAUCAUCACUACCGACAACAUCCUUAUUUAUUCGUUUUAAAUGUACAUCAACUGAUUUUGCACAAAAACGACAUGGAGGAGAAAAAGGUAUACCAUUACGUAUACAAAUUGAUACAUACCAUGAUAUUGAUAUUGAUAAUAUCAAACAUUUAUAUUCAUGUUGUUGUAAAAUACAAUUAUUUCGUUUAAAAGGUGCACAAAGAAAAAGUAAAGCAGAUAAAAUUCGAAUUGAAAAAUUAAAUCCAGAACAACGUCGACAAUAUCAAACAACACUUGAAUAUACUAUUUUACAACCAUGUUUUGUUUCAUCACUAUAUACAAUGAAUUUACUUACUCUUUCUCACUCACCUGAUGAUUUAUUUGAUAAAAGUGAAUUAGAUGCAAAAGAAUAUAAAGAUGAAGAUAUUAAUCGAAAAAAUAGUUUAGAAAGUUUAUCAUCAAUAGAAACAUUAUCUUUAUCAAAUGGAAAAUAUAAAAUAUCGGAAAUUAAUAACUCGGAAACAAAUAUAGAAACAAAAAUUACAGUAGGAUCAUCAAAUGAAGAUGUAUUAAAUUGGUUAAAUAAGAAUGAUUUUUCUUCUGUUGUUCAUCGUUCCGAACAUUAUACAGGACUUGAUAUGCUUCGAUUAACUAAAAAUGAUCUUCAUCAUAUAUGUAAUGGUGAUGAUACAAUAAGUAUUCGUCUUUACAAUCAAUUAAAUCAAAUAAUUAUUCCACCAAUCGACGAUUUUUUUGCAUUAAAAAAAGUCGUUGAUUCUGGUGCUGACGUAACCAUUGUUGGUGGAGGAUUUCUUGGUAGUGAAUUAGCAUGUGCUUUAGCUCAUCGAUCAAAGAAAAAUGGUGAAAAUGGAAAACCAAGUGGAAAAGUAACUCAAUUAAUGCCAGAAACUGGUAAUAUCAGUAAAGUUUUACCAGAAUAUUUAAGUAAAUGGGCAACUGAACGUGUUCGAGACGAAGGUGCAGAAGUAUUGACAAAUGUUGAACUUGUUGGUACAACAAUUGAAGAAGGAAAAAUAAAUCUUUCUUAUAUUGAUCCAGAAAAACCAAGACAAACAAGUUAUAUUAAAUCUGAUCAUGUUGUUAUUGCUGUUGGUAUUGAACCUAAUACAGAUUUAGCAAAAUCAGCUGGUUUAGAAAUUGAUGGUGAACAAGGUGGUUUUCUUGUUAAUGCAGAAUUACAAGCACGUCAUAAUAUAUGGGUUGCUGGUGAUGCUGCAUCUUUUUAUGAUAUUAAAUUAGGUCGACGACGUGUUGAACAUUAUGAUCAUGCUAUUGUUAGUGGUAAAUUAGCUGGAGAAAAUAUGACUGGUGCACAUAAACCUUAUUGGCAUCAAUCAAUGUUUUGGUCAGAUUUAGGACCAAAAAUUGGUUUUGAAGCUAUUGGUUUAACUGAUUCUCAAUUACAAACUGUUGCUGUUUAUGCUAAAGGUAAACCAGAUGAUGAACCACAAAAAGAAGAUAGUGAAGGUAAUCGUGAACAAAACGAUGUUGCACCAGCAUCAACAGCUAAUGAUUUAAAACAUAAAAUACCUGAAACAAGUGUAACAAAAGGAGAAGAUAAACAGGAUUAUAAUAAAGGUGUUGUAUUUUAUUUAAAAGAGAACAAAGUUGUUGGAAUUGUUCUUUGGAAUGUUUUUAAUCGUAUUCCAAUUGCACGAAAGAUUAUCAAAGAUCAACAAGUUAUUACAAAUUUUCAAGAACUUGCGAAACUUUUUAAUAUUCAUCAAGAUUAG